GGCCGGAAGUGACGCAACGGGGGAGCGCUGCGGGGUGGGCACCGGAAGUGGCGGCGGCCGCAUGGUGGCGGCGGCGGCGGGGAGAUGGGGCGGCCCAGCAAGACCAAGAACCAGAAGAAGGAGCGGGCGGCGGCUCUGCAGCAGGCGCAGCAGGAUUUCGGCACCGUCCCCCACUCCUUCGUCUUCCACCGCGGCCGCGUGGGCAAGAACGUGCGCCAGCUGAUCCUGGACGUGCGCAGGGUGAUGGAGCCUUACACCGCCCGGGCCCUCAAGGUCCGGAAGAAAAACUCGAUGAAGGAUUUCGUGGCCGUGGCCGGGCCGCUGGGGGUGACGCAUUUUUUGGUCUUCAGCAAAUCGAGCUCCAGCAUCAACUUCAAGCUGUUCCGGCUGCCCGGGGGCCCGACGCUGACCUUCAAGGUGACGCAGUACUCGCUGAUCAAGGACGUGGUCUCGUCCCUCAAGCGGCACCGCAUGCACGAGCAGCAGUUCACCCAGCACCCGCUGCUGGUGCUCAGCAACUUCGGCCUCCAGCAGAUCCACGUCAAGCUGAUGGCCAGCAUGUUCCAGAACAUGUUUCCUUCCAUCAACGUCCACAAGGUCAACCUCAACAGCAUCAAGAGGUGUUUGCUCGUCAGCUACGACGCCGAGACGCAGCUCCUGGAUUUCCGACACUACAGCGUGAAGGUGGUGCCCGUGGGCGUGAGCAAGGGCCUGAAGAAGCUGCUGCAGGAGAAAUUCCCCAACAUGAGCCGCCUGGAGGACAUCAGCGAGCUGCUGGUGAAAGACAUAAACCUGUCGGAGAGCGAGGCCGAGCAGGACGGGACCCACAACAUCCUGGAGCUGCCGCAAGCCUACGCCGGCCGGGGGAACAUGAAGGCGCAGCAGAGCGCCGUGCGCCUCACCGAGAUCGGGCCCCGCAUGACGCUGCAGCUCGUGAAGGUGGAGGAGGGCUUGGCGCAGGGCGACGUGCUCUUCCACAGCUUCAUUCACAAAACGGAGGCGGAGGUGCAGGAGAUCCUGGCGCGGAAGGAGGCGAAGCUGCGGCUGAAGACGGAGCGGCGGCGGCAGCAGGAGGCGGCCGUGGAGCGCAAGCGGCAGCAGCGGGAGGCUCACCGGGAGAAGAGCCUGGCGGGGAUCCGGAGGAAAAGGCAGCGGGACGGCGACAGCGACGCCGAGGACCCCGGGGCGCCGGAGCAGCAGGAUCCGGCCGGGCAGUCGGACGAGAGCGACGCCGAGUAUUACCGGCAGGAGGUGGGCGAGGAGCCCGACGAAGAUCUCUUUCCCAACCGCACCAAGAAGCCGCGAGGCCCCUCGGGCUCCGCCGUGCCGCGGAAACGCCGGCGGCGCAGCCAGCAGGAGCAGCCCGGAGCCCCGAAACCUCGCCCGGCAGCACCGGGGAAGCCGCGGAAAAAGGGUCCGGUGCGGACGGACUCGAAGCCCCAGGGAGCAGCCGGGCGAAAAGCGGGACGAGGAAGCGAGCGGCCGGCCCGGGAGGGACGGGGCCACGGCCCCAAGAGGAGAGGGAAGCUGCUGACAAGGGGAAAAAACGAUUUUCAGGCGGCCUGGGCACGCCAAGAAGGGGAAGCGCUGAGGCUGCAGCCGUCUGCCACGCGCCGAGACUGUGGGGGGAGAAGGAAGUUGGCACCGGGGAGGGGGGGAGGACCCCCACUCCUGCUCCUGGGCAAUACACGCUUGGAACGACCACGUGGCGCCGUGUUGGCCGUGGGGGGAGGAAAAACUGUAGGGUCAGCUUAAUUUAAUUAACGUGGGGCGUGAUUUAAUCGGGCGGAGCUCCAUUUGCCAGCUUGUGCCAGGGGGAAGGGGCCGGGGCCUUCACGACUGCGGUUUCGAGGUGGCUCGAGAAGGGGAAGCUCCCGUCCCUGCCCCGUUUCCUGCGCCUCGGUGCGCGGGGUGGGGUGCUGGGAGGAAGAGGAGCACGGAGGGCGCCGUCCCCAGCGCGAGGAAGAGCGCGGCUGCCACCUCGGAGGUGAGCCCGGGGAGCGGGCCGAGUUUCGGGGCUGCGGGGGGGGACGAGGCGCAGCCCCUCGACUCGAUCCUCGGGGUGCUCAGCGGGACGAGGGGACGCAUCCUGUCCAAGGAAGACACCCCCCCCCCCCCCCCCAAGGGGCUCGCCCAGCCUCCCCGCUCUGCCUCCAACCGCCCCACACCGAGGCAGCGACCCUAAAACCGUCGCCCCCCCCCCUCGCCCUCCUCCGGGAGGGGGACGCCGGCAGCCCCCGCGGGAUGGCCAACGCCACCUCGGGCAGCCCCUGCUCCAACUUCAGCCGCUCGCAGGAGGUGCUGUGGCCGGUGCUGGCGGCCCAGUUCCCUCCGGCGCUGCUGGGCAACGCCUUCGCCGUCUUCCGCCUGGCCCGCGAGCGCCCGUGGCCGGUGCCCGUGGUUUAUUCCUUCCACUUGGCCCUCAGCGGCGCGCUCUACUCGCUCUCGCUGCCCGCCUUGGCGGCGUAUUACCGGCCCCCCAAACGCUGGAGCUACGGCGCAGCGCUCUGCAAGCUCGAGCGCUUCCUCUUCAACUGCAACCUCUACGGCGGCGCCUUCUUCGUCGCCUGCGUCGCCCUCAACCGCUACCUGGGCAUCGUCUACCCGCUGCGGCUCCGCGGGCGGCUGAGCUCCCGGCACGCCCAGGCGCUGAGCGCGGCCGUCUGGGCGCUGGCCGCGGGGCUCUCGGCCCCCACCUUGUAUUUUUCGGAGCUGCGGGAGGAGGACGGCGCGGCGGAGUGCUUGGGGAGCGCGUCGCGGGAGCGCCUGCCGCGCUUCCUCGCCUACAGCCUGCUGCUGGCGGCGCUGGGCUGCGCCCUGCCCUUCCUGCUCACCGCCUUCUGCUACGGCGCCGUGGCCCGCGUGGUUUUCCGCAACCCUCGCCUCGGCCCGCUGGAAAAACGCCGCGUCGGGCUGCUGGCGGGGGCCAGCGUGGCCCUCUACGCCUUCUCCUACCUGCCCUACCACGCCUUCCGCAACCUCAACCUGUGGCGCCGCUGCCGCCUGCGGCCGCCCCUGGAGGACUGCGGAGUCUCGCGCGCCGUCCACGCCGCCGCCCAGCUCGGCAAAAUCCUCGUCAACUUCAACGUCUGCCUGCACCCGCUGCUCUACGCCGCGCUGGCCGACAGCGUGCGCUGCUCCUGCUCCUGCUGCUGCUCCUGCUCCUGCUGCUCCUGCUCCUGCUGCUGCCGCGAGGAGCGGGGCGAGCGCCUGGAGCUGCGGCCCAGGAGCGCGGCGGGAGCACGAAAUGGCGGCGGCGGCGAGGCCCCGGAGCCCCAGGAUCGAAAUUCCCUGCCCGGAGAAGGCGGCGACGCGGGGGAUUAAAGGUUAAAUCGUUAAGCGCGGGCCUCGCGGCGUGGCUUUUGGGGCCAAACUGCCUUUUUUUUUCUCCUUUUUAAAAGCAAGGAAGAGAGGAAAGCG
Molecule: messenger RNA, 3420 nt
Organism: Cygnus atratus (black swan)
Lineage: Eukaryota; Metazoa; Chordata; Aves; Anseriformes; Anatidae
Gene: PPAN
Product: peter pan homolog
Exons: 12
Coding region: 85-1755 (556 amino acids)
Biological process (GO): ribosomal large subunit assembly; rRNA processing
Cellular component (GO): preribosome, large subunit precursor
Molecular function (GO): rRNA binding
Source: RefSeq, a predicted model, not a curated record